Messenger RNA from Salvia splendens (bonfire salvia), 858 nucleotides. Its product is annotated as transcription factor bHLH36. The transcript is spliced from 3 exons. Lineage: Eukaryota; Viridiplantae; Streptophyta; Magnoliopsida; Lamiales; Lamiaceae. The coding region runs from base 54 to 683 and encodes 209 amino acids. Gene Ontology annotation, molecular function: protein dimerization activity; DNA-binding transcription factor activity, RNA polymerase II-specific; RNA polymerase II transcription regulatory region sequence-specific DNA binding. Gene Ontology annotation, biological process: regulation of transcription by RNA polymerase II. Gene Ontology annotation, cellular component: RNA polymerase II transcription regulator complex. The record is from RefSeq and is a predicted model, not a curated record.
UACAUGUUAAAAUAAUUAUUUUCACUAUCAAAAAAAUAAGUUUCCUCCAAAUCAUGAGCUGCUUUUCUGAUGAACCCUCAUUAGUUCUUGAACAAGUUCAAGAUGUUUUGGAUAGCCCUCAAUUUGUUACCAAAAGCUCCAAAAAGAGGAGAAGAGCAUCGAAAUCAAAUGAAGAAAGCAAAGAAAGUGAUGAUAAGAUGAAGAAAAGUAUGCAUAGAGAGAUUGAGAGGCAAAGAAGGCAAGAAAUGUCUACUCUUUACACCUCACUUCGAGAACUUCUCCCUCUUGAAUACAUCAAGGGGAAAAGGUCGGUCUCAGAUCACAUGCACGAGGCUGCGAAUUACAUAAAGAGUAUGGAGAAGAAGAUCGAGGAGUUGCAAUCGAGGAGAGAUGAGCUCAAGAAUGCAUCUCCUUCAAAUAGCUUUGAUCUCCCAAAUUAUGUAACUGUGAAUUAUUGCUAUGAUGGAGUUGAAAUUUUGAUAAAUUGUGGAAUUAAAGAGGGCUGUGGAUUUGCACUAUCCAGAGUGAUUAUGGAAUUGAUUCAAAGCGAACUCGAUGUUGUCACCUGCAUUUCAAACAAAGUGAAUGGUAGAUUCUUGUACAAGAUCCAAGCUCAGGUGAAUGCGUUGGUUUACAUUGAUCUGGCUGAGCUGCAGAUGAGACUUGCGAAUGAGAUCAAUUGAUUUGGACAUGAUCAUCACAAUUAGGGUUUGUCAUUGUACAAAUUUGGGAUUUUAUUAAUUUGGAGUUUUAAGAGGAAAUUAAGCUUGAUGUGAAUCUUCAUCAUGCAGCUUGUAAGCAAUAUGCAUCUUAAUUUUUACAUGAAACAUUUUAUUGUACAUAACCGUAAAAACAAAU